This is a messenger RNA of Acaulospora morrowiae, 477 nucleotides long. The record is from the annotation of a GenBank genome assembly. Lineage: Eukaryota; Fungi; Glomeromycota; Glomeromycetes; Diversisporales; Acaulosporaceae.
AUGAACGAUCUAAAUAAUGUACCGGAUACGGAGGAUACGGAGGAUAUGGAGGAUAUUGGGAAUAUCGUAGAUGAUGACGAGAAUAUUACUCUUCAAAGAAAAGUUAUAAAGAGUGAAUUUAAACACGAAGAUUUACGAGAAAUUGGUUCGUUGGCGAUAUUUUCUCUUUCAAGUUGGAAAGCCGGUAAUGGUGUUGAAAACUUACGAGAUAAUAAUCUAAUGACAUUUUGGCAAUCGGAUGGUACUCUGCCUCACCUUGUCAAUAUUCAAUUUCCCAAAAAGGUCCCAGUAGUGCAAAUUUCGCUUUGGAUUGAUUAUAAGAAUGAUGAAAGCUACACACCCAAUAAGAUAGUUAUUAAGGCCGGAACGAAUUUCGGGGACUUGCAGGAUUUGCGAACAGUUGAACUUGAAGAUCCUUGUGGAUGGGUUGAUAUUCAACUGAGUGGAGAUCAUACAUUAACGUACUUCAUCAGAUAA